GGAGCCAUCUUCUGCCUGUUCCUCUUCAUUCUCCUCACUUACAUAGAGCCUGACUGUGCAGUUGAACCUGCUACAGGCAGAGCAUAAACUAGGCAUGCUUCUGAGGGCCACAUGUCAGCUAACUGAUUUUCCAAAAGUUACAAAGAGCGUUAUCCACACAUAAGAGUAGAGGAUGAAGUACAAAGCAAGGCACUAGAAAUAAAGGAGAAGUUAACUGACAGAGCAACCCAAGGAUUUGUACUUCAGAUUCAGCCAAUCAGCUGUUUACAUGCCCAGCCAAUCAGGGAAGAGCAGAGGUGACUUGUGGAUAACUGAUCCUUGGUCCCAACAGUCUUUUGUGACAGUUGGUGAGAGAGGAGCAAAAUGAUGGAGAUUCUGAGCGUUGGCAUGCGAAAAAGAAGAAGAGAAGAAGAAGAAGAGAAAGAAGAGGAGAUCAUUUCCCCUGGGUGCAGCCCUGAAUUCAAAAGGGCCAAGCCCCAGGGUGAUCUGCGUGGGACCAGCACCCCUACAGCUGAGGAACCGGUGCCAGAGGGGGAGCCAUGGAACACCCUGACCAACCUGGCUGAUGCCCUGCAGACCUUCAGGGAGUAUGGAGAGGAGUGUUACCUCUAUAAAAAAGGCCUGGAGGGAGGUUAUCAGCUGGAAAAUUUCCUAGAAAAUCAGAAGGAAAUAAAUCCAACAUCCUGGAACCACAUCACCACCCUAAUGAUUAAUGUGCACAGGUACCUGAGAUUGGACUUUCAGACCCUGUGCCUGGGUAUCAACUUCCUGGAGCGGUAUGUGUCCUGCACUCCUACUGACCCCGACACCCUAACAAGAGCGGGAGCCACUUGCCUCUACAUGGCUUACAAAGUGGCUGAAUUAAGGUACCCCCUCCCCCCCAAGCUCUUCCUACCUCUGUUUGACUACAGAAUGACACCAGCUGAAAUGCGUCACCUGGAGAGAACCAUCCUAAGGAAGUUGCUGUUUCGCCUGGGGGUACCAACCAUCGAUUUCUUUUUGGAGCACUUCUCCCUGUUGAGACUGACCAACCAGGAGUGUUCCCCUGCCCAGCUCACAAGAGCAGCCAAAAGCCUAACAGCUGCCCGAGGCAUCGCAGCACUGUGCCUGAACCAACAUCAAGACUUCUACAUGCACCAACCAUCUCUCAUGGCACUGUGCUGCCUCAAUGUGGCAGAUAAAAUCUAUUGUUAUAGCAACCCUGUCAAAGUGGCCCCCACUGACUACCCAGAACACCAAAUUGAGGAGUGCAUGGAAAAGAUCUGCCAUCUAGUUACUAUAGGCCACUACUUUUUACAUCCGCUGCUGCCAGGAGUUUAUCCAGAAAUAUUUCCAGCUUUUAAUCCUCCCACCACAAGGCCAGUAGCAACACCUAAGGAUAUAAAUUCUCCUGGAGUAAGAACACCAGAACAGGAGAGGGGCCAACAUCUACCUGAAGGCAGAGAGAGAACACCAGAGGUGGCAACAACAUCCAGGGACACAGCAGGUUCCCAGCACGUAGAGAUGGCAGAAAGAUCCAGCCAUUCUCAGGACAUGGAAGGGGCCGGUUAUGUGCUACACAACACAUACUGGCCCACUGAUCCAUACGGGCAAGUAUAUAUGCACCCCUACAUGCCAACACCUUCAUACUGGCACCCAUACAUGCCCCCCACUUCCUACUGGCACCCAUACAUGCCCCUAGUUGCCUACUGGCACCCAUACAUGCCCCCAGUUUCCUACUGGGACCCAUAUUUCCAGCACACAUUUCCACACAGGUAAACAUACAAACUCACAUACAUGCUAGCAGUUUAAUAUAGAGUGCUUGUGUACAUCUGGGUGAGAGUUAAGGGUUGAUGUUGAUGAGAGAGUGCACACAUGUUUUUUGUGAGAGUGCCAAUGUUUUUUGAUUUGUGGGAGUGCUUGUGAUUAUACUUUUAUACUAAUCAACACAAGUGCCAGUAUUGGGGAUAACUAUUUCUGGUAAGACCAUGGGGGGGGUGACAUUGCCAGGGCACCCAGUACCAUCACCAAGCAGAGCUGUCACUUUCCAUACACUCUUAAUUUCCCAACAGACAAACAGAGAGGCAAACAUGUGUUCACCAAUUACUGUACAUUUCUGAACUCUUGCAAAGCUCCAUAGGGCGCAUUGAUCCUGGGAAUAAUUCCGAUUGCCAUUUAGGAGUCAGGAAGGAAUUUUUGCCUCUAGUGAAGCAGAUUGGCCCAAGCUUCUCUUCAGGUUUUUUGCCUUCCUUGGGAUCAAACAGCCCUAUGUGGUGGGGUUACCAGACCCUCUGGUGAUGGGAGGACACGUAUAGAAGGUGCAUUUAUAUUGCAGUGUGCAGCUCUUUCUAUAUGUGCCCUCUGAUUUCCAGUGAUCUGAUAACCCUAUAGUGAGCAUCACAUUUCAUAAAUUAUAUAUUUAAUAAAGCUGUGAUUUUCACAGAUUUAAAAUAAA
Molecule: messenger RNA, 2434 nt
Organism: Xenopus tropicalis (tropical clawed frog)
Lineage: Eukaryota; Metazoa; Chordata; Amphibia; Anura; Pipidae
Product: cyclin-O protein B-like
Exons: 1
Coding region: 364-1758 (464 amino acids)
Source: RefSeq, a predicted model, not a curated record